AUGGGUUCAGUCGAGGUUCUUGUACCCUCUGAUCUCUUGGGCCCAAAGCCCCCCAAGACGACACUCGAAUCAGACAUCUCGUUGGCCUCCAAACCCGAUGAUCUCCCCUUCGACCCUGAAGCGCUGAGGCGCAAGUAUAUGGAAGAACGCGACAAGCGACUAAAGUACGGCCAGGAGAAAGGCGGUAUCAACCAAUAUCGGCUGGUUGAGCAUGGCGGCCCCUUCGCGCAUUACCUCCGGGACCCAUGGGUAGAGCCCGGCUUCAAGCGAGACCCCAUCGAGGAGCAAGUUGACGUUAUCAUUAUCGGGGGUGGGUAUGGCGCUCAGCUCGUCGCCGUUCGAUUGAUCGAGGCUGGUGUCACCAAUGUGAAGAUCAUUGAGAAAGCAGGUGAUUUUGGAGGAACCUGGUAUUGGAACCGAUACCCAGGUGCUCAAUGCGAUAUUGAAUCAUAUAUUUACAUGCCUCUUCUCGAAGAGCUCAAUUAUAUGCCGACCGAAAAGUACGCCAGGGCCAAUGAACUCCUCAAGCAUGCUGAAAUGAUCGGCCGUCGCUGGGGCUUGUACGACAAAGCGCUUUUCCAGACGGAGACGCACCGUCUCGAGUGGGAUGAGAAGAGCGGGUUGUGGACGGCCAAAACCAACUGGGGCGAUAAAAUCCGGGCAAAGUAUGUCAUCCCAGCUGCUGGACCGCUCCAUCGACCCAAGCUCCCUGGUCUCCCGGGAAUCGAGUCCUUCAAAGGUCACUCUUUUCACUCGUCGAGGUGGGACUACAACUACACUGGCGGUGACACCACCGGCAACCUCCACAAGCUCGCGGACAAACGUGUCGGCAUCAUCGGUACCGGUGCGACUGCGGUCCAAAUCGUGCCUCACUUGGGAAAAUGGGCCAAAGAGGUGUACGUCUUCCAACGCACGCCAUCCUCGAUCGACGUCCGCGGUAACCGGCCUACUGACCCUGAGUGGGCCGCCUCCCUGAAGCCUGGCUGGCAAAAGGAGCGCAUGGACAACUUCAACAUCAUCGUCAAUGGCGGGAUUGCGCCCGUCGACCUGGUCAAGGACGGCUGGACCGACAUCCUGCACAAACUCCUCGCUCGCUGGCAACCGACGGUGGGCAACGAGCCGGCGGAUCCGGCCAAGGCGGCCGCACAGCGCCAAAUAGCCGACUAUGAGAAAAUGGAAUCUGUCCGGGCCCGCUGCGACGAAGUGGUCAAGGACCCCGUGACGGCGGCGGCGCUGAAGCCGUGGUACAACCAGCUGUGCAAGCGGCCGUGCUUCCACGACGAAUACCUGGACGCAUUCAACCGGCCCAACGUGCACCUGAUCGACACGGCGGGUAAGGGCGUCGAAGCCAUCACGGAGACGGGGGUUGUGGCCAACGGCCAGCUGUACGAGCUGGACACUCUCAUCUACGCGACGGGCUUCGAGCUCGCGACGGAGUGGAGCCACCGGUCCAACAUGGAGGUGGUCGGGCGCGGCGGCAAGACCAUCACCGACUGCUGGAAGGAUGGGUCGCGCACGCUGCAUGGCUGGACGACGCGCGACUUCCCCAACUGCUUCUGGGUGCAGAUCGUGCAGGCGGCGCUGUCGCCCAACUUCCUCCACGUCACGGGCGAGCAGGCCGAGCACCUGGCGUACGUGAUCGCCGAGUGCCAGCGACGCGGCGUGCGCACGGUCGAGCCCACCGCGGCGGCCGAGGAGGACUGGAUCAACACCAUCCUGGAGAUGGCCAAGCUGCGCGCCGAGUUCCUGUCCGGCUGCACCCCGGGCUACUACAACAACGAGGGCACGCCGAACCCGUCCGCGGCCAAGAAUGCCAGCUACGGCGGCGGGGCGCCCGCGUUUUUGAACCUGUUGAGGGACUGGCGGGCCAAGGGGCAGCUGGAGGGGUUGGACCUGACGUAUGAGGAGGGGGGGAAGGAUGAGAAGAAGGAAGAGAGCGCAUCAUAA
Fonsecaea erecta is the source of this 1947-nucleotide messenger RNA. RefSeq lists its product as hypothetical. The transcript is spliced from 2 exons. Lineage: Eukaryota; Fungi; Ascomycota; Eurotiomycetes; Chaetothyriales; Herpotrichiellaceae. Gene Ontology annotation, molecular function: oxidoreductase activity. The coding region runs from base 1 to 1947 and encodes 648 amino acids. The record is from RefSeq and is a predicted model, not a curated record.